Messenger RNA from Dermatophagoides pteronyssinus (European house dust mite), 3097 nucleotides. RefSeq names its product tyrosine-protein kinase transmembrane receptor Ror-like. Gene Ontology annotation, cellular component: signaling receptor complex; plasma membrane. NCBI's taxonomy places the organism in Eukaryota, Metazoa, Arthropoda, Arachnida, Sarcoptiformes, Pyroglyphidae. The record is from RefSeq and is a predicted model, not a curated record. Gene Ontology annotation, biological process: protein phosphorylation; positive regulation of kinase activity; multicellular organism development. Gene Ontology annotation, molecular function: transmembrane receptor protein tyrosine kinase activity; ATP binding; Wnt-protein binding.
GAAGAAAUCCUAAUCCACAUUUUCAAGUUUUUCUGAUUAAAAUCAUUUAACCUCGCUAAAUCAUGUUGUUUUUUAAAUUGUUCCACUUAUUAUCAUCAAUUCAAUUGAUUGUUGUUGUAUCGAGUUCAGAAAUAAUGUUUGAACAAAUUUCUAAUCUAGAAAAUUUUAAUAUUUCAACAUUUAAAUUAUUCAAUAUGACUGAUAUGAUUACAAACAAUAAUAGCUUUGCAAUUCCAAAUAUCGAUUCAAAAGAUCCAACAUCAUUAUUAUUGGAUAAUAAUGGACCGGGUAUGUGUCAACAAUAUCGUGGACAAGCUUGUUCACAAUUUUUACAAAAUCGUACCAUCUAUGUUCGUAAUGAAUUUUGGCAACAAAUAAUGGAUAAUAAAUUAUUAGCUGCAUUUAAUGUUAUUGUUCAUUCACCGGAUGUUUCAUUACAAUGUCAUCGUUAUGCAAUAUCAUCGCUUUGUUUUCAUGUAUUUUCAUUAUGUGAUGAUCAAUUUUCAUAUCCAUAUCCACGUAAAGUUUGUCGUGAUGAAUGUGAAAUGUUAGAAAAUAAUAUCUGUCAUAUGGAAUAUGCUAUUGCUAAAAAACAUCCAUUAAUUGGUCAUCAAGAUAUUCUGCCGGAAUGUGAUGAUCUGCCAUCGAUUGGUUCACAUGAAGGUCAACGUUGUGUACGACUUGGCAUUCCAAAUACAAUGCCUGUAGAUCAUGAUCAAAAUUGUUAUAAUGAUAAUGGUCAAUCAUAUCGUGGUACAGCAAUGCAAACACAAUCCGGUUCAAAAUGUUUGUAUUGGAGUCAGCAAAUAUUUUUACGUACAUCAGAAUAUCCUGAAUUAACUGGCCAUAAUUAUUGUCGUAAUCCAGGUGGUCGUGAACAACAACCAUGGUGUUAUGUACAAGAUUUUCGUAAAGAAUUUUGUAAUCUAUCAAAAUGUUUUGAUCAAUAUUUAUGGUUUUAUAUUAUAUCACCGGUUGUUUGUGCACUAAUAUUAUUCAUUAUUUUGGUUUGUGUUUGUUGUAUACGACGACGACGAAGAAUUGUAUCGAGAAGAAAUCGUGCAUUACUUGAUGAUCAUAAUCAUCAUCAUAAACAUCAAAUUCUUACCGGUUCAAAUUCAUUGAAUGGAAAACUCAAUGGAUUUCUAAACGGUAGUGGUGGUGGUGGUGGUCUAUUGAGUUCAUUCAAUAAUAAUGUUUCAACAAAUAAAUCGAAUGGUGGUGGUGGUGGUAUAACAACAUCAUUAACAUCGAAUAGUACCUGUAGUAAUCAUAGUAAUAACAAUAAUAACAAUAAUCAUCAAUUGAAUCGAAAUAUUCGUGGUUAUAAUAUUGGUGAACAUGCAGGUGGAAAUAGUUUGGAAAUGAAUGCAUUAUUACCACAAAAUCAUUAUAAUCAAAGUCAACAAAGUCAUCCACAUCAUCCAUCGGGUGAACAUCAACAACAACAAUUUUCAACAUCAUCAUCAUCAUCGAAUGGAUCAUCGAGUGGUGGUCGUAUACCAUCCGGUCGUACACCAACUGAAUAUUCAAUGUCAACAAUACGUUUCAUUCAGGAAUUAGGUGAAGGGGCAUUUGGUAAAGUUUUUCGUGGUGAAUUAUUGAUGACAAAUGGUGGUCCAUUAAUAGUACCUAUAGCUAUAAAAACAUUAAAAGAAAAUUCAUCAUUAAAAACUAAACAAGAUUUUCGUCGUGAAGCUGAUUUGAUGGCCGAAUUACAACAUCCAAAUAUUGUCUGUUUAUUGGGUGUUUGUUUUCAAGAAGAACCAAUGUGUAUGUUAUUUGAAUAUAUGCGUAAAGGUGAUCUACAUGAAUAUCUUGUGGUACAUGGACCAAAUUCAUCAAUAAUAACCGAUAUUACUAUUGAUCCAUCGGAAAUAUUAGAUAUAUCUGAUUGUUUACAUAUUGCAACACAAAUUGCAGCCGGUAUGGAAUAUCUGUCCAGUCAUCAUUAUGUACAUCGUGAUUUAGCAGCAAGAAAUUGUUUAGUUGGUGAACAUUUAACAGUAAAAAUUUCUGAUUUUGGUUUAUCACGUGAUAUUUAUUCAAGUGAUUAUUAUCGUGUACAAUCCAAAUCAUUAUUACCUGUUCGUUGGAUGCCAGCUGAAAGUUGUCUUUAUGGACGUUUUACAACUGAAAGUGAUGUAUGGUCAUUUGGUGUUGUUCUAUGGGAAAUAUUUAGUUUUGGACAACAACCAUAUUCUGGUUAUUCAAAUACUGAAGUAAUUGAAAUGGUACGUUCCCGACAGCUAUUACCAUGUCCAACUGGUUGUCCACAGCAUAUCUACGCGAUGAUGUUAGAAUGUUGGCAAGAAACACCAAAUCAACGUCCAAUAUUUCAUGAUCUGCAUAGUCGUUUGCGUUCAUGGGAGGCUGUGCAUGCACGUGAUAAUAAAAUUAUCAAUAAUAAUAAUCAACAACAACAAUCAAAUGGAGCAAAUAAUCCAAUCAAUAGCCGAUCAACAUCAUCAAUUAGACAUUAUAAUAGUAGUAAUGGUAGUGGUGCUGUUGCUUAUCAAACAACAAUGUUAACCGAUAAUAUUACUAAUAUACCAUCAUCACCAUUGUUAUCAAAUGCAGCGAAUAAACAAUCAUUACCUUUACCACCACCACCGCCACCUGUUCCACCUCCAUCAUCAACCAAUAUCAAUAAUAAUCGUACGACGAAUGGCAAUCUAUUUAAUAGUGUUGGUGGUGGAACAUUUACACCGGCAACCGUUCAAUAUAGUCAACAAGGUGUUUUCCUAAAUGGUGAUCCAAUACAUACUGGUCAUACCCAACAUUUAAAUCAUCAACAAUAUCAUCAUAAUCUACAACAACAUUAUCAAUUUAGUUCAGCUAAUUCAGCUAGUUCGAAUUCAAUUGCUGCCCAAGGAAGUGUUAAUGGUGGUUCACGACCACAAACACCAUCAAUGGCAGCUCAACGUGCCAAUAAAAAUAUGCCCACAUUAUUGGGACAUUGCUGAUUUUCUGAUCUUCAAUCAAUUUUUUUUCUUCUGCUGUUGAUGUGUCCAAAAUGAGCUUAAAUUUCUUCUUCUUGUUUUUUUCUCCCUUUAUCAACGAGAUAUGAAUUUUAUUAUACGAAUUUGUAACAUUU